UUCUCCAUCGGAGCACAUACAGAGUUGAGGACAGGCGCACUUGUCCGCUGUGUCUCGGACUCUAUAUGGAGGGAUGUCGGAAUGGCUUGCACCAGGAGAACCAAAACUUUGGUGUCUACGUGUGUGAUACUAAGUGGCAUGACCAACAUCGUGUGUCUUUUGUACGUCGGAUGGGUGACUAAUUACAUCGCUAAUGUGUACAUCAAAGUGCCGAUGCCUGUCCCAGCCAAAAAGUUGGACGGCGACAGGAAAGGAGAAACUCUGCGGAUUAUAGAGCGACUGGAUCGGCUGGAGAAUGUAGUUAAUCAGCACAUACAAGAGUCCCCGCUGAAAGGAGAUGACAAUCAGCUAGAUCGAUCUUUUUCUGACUCGUCCUUGUUCAACCACUGGGGUCAGGAUCUGGGGCCAGAGAGCCGCAGAGUGGCCCUCAAGAUGUUUCAGUAUUACGGCUACAACGGUUACCUCAGUGACCGCCUCUCUAUGGACAGACCCAUCCCAGACUACAGACCUGAAGGGUGCAAAAACAUGUCUUACCCGUCCAACCUUCCGCAGGUUAGUAUAGUCUUCAUCUUUGUGAACGAAGCGCUCUCAGUCAUUCUGCGCUCCAUCCAUUCGGCCAUGAACAGAACCCCGCGCCACCUGCUCAAAGAGAUCAUUCUCGUAGAUGACAACAGCAAUAACGAUGAGUUAAAGGAGAAAUUACAAGACUUUGUCAAGGAGACCAACAGCAAGCAGCCCGGUUUCAUUAAAAUGGUGCGGCACAGUAAGCAGGAGGGGCUGAUCCGCUCACGUGUGAGUGGCUGGAGAGCUGCCUCUGCCCCUGUGGUGGCCCUGUUUGACGCCCACGUAGAGUUCAACACUGGCUGGGCUGAGCCUAUUCUCCAAAGGAUCAAAGAAGACAGAACCAGAAUUAUAUCUCCAUCUUUUGACAAUAUCAAAUAUGACACAUUUGAGAUUGAGGAGUACCCCCUCUCCGCUCAGGGCUUUGACUGGGAACUGUGGUGCCGGUAUCUGAACCCACCAAAAUCCUGGUGGAACUUGAACAACAGCUCUGCUCCAAUCAGGAGUCCAGCCCUGAUUGGCUGCUUUGUGGUGGACAGGGAGUACUUUGCAGAGAUCGGCCUGCUGGAUGAAGGCAUGGAGAUUUACGGAGGAGAGAAUGUGGAGCUGGGUGUGAGGGUGUGGCAGUGUGGAGGAAGUGUGGAGGUGUUGCCCUGUGCCCGAAUCGCCCAUAUUGAGCGCGCCCACAAGCCCUACACCGAGGAUCUCACUGCCCACGUGCGCAGAAAUGCUCUGAGAGUGGCUGAAGUGUGGAUGGAUGAGUUUAAAAGCCACGUCUACAUGGCCUGGAACAUUCCACAAGAGGACUCAGGGAUAGACAUCGGUGACAUUGCAGAAAGGAAAGCACUGAGGAAAAAACUGCAGUGCAAGACCUUCCGCUGGUACCUAGUGAACAUUUACCCUGAGAUGAGAAUGUACACAGACACCAUCGCAUAUGGAGUGCUGAGAAACUCUCUGAAGACUGAUUUGUGUCUCGACCAAGGGCCAGACACUGACAACAUUCCCAUCCUUUACCUCUGUCACGGGAUGACACCUCAGAAUGUGUACUACACCAGCACUCAGCAGUUAUUUGUGGGCAUCUUGAGCCCCACCAUUGACGAUGAUGACAACAAGUGCCUGGUGGAUGUGAACGGCCGGCCACGGCUCAUUGAGUGCAGCUAUGCUGUGGCUAAACGCAUGAAGCUCCACUGGCGGUUUACUCAGGGAGGCUCCAUCCAGAAUACAAAGUCGAAGCGAUGCCUUGAACUCCUGGAGAACAAUGACAAUGAGUUCGGAUAUCAGCUGACGCUCCAAAAAUGCACUGGCCAGAACUGGACCAUCACCAAUAUGUUUCCUGGUAGCACCUUAUGAUGAUACCAUCGAGACUGAGGGAGGACUGCAUUGACAAAUGAUGACAAGCUUAAGCACCUGGAUGUCUCUAUUUGACUUUGACAUCAUAUGAUAAAUGUUAAACAUUUUUCCUAGCUGCUGUACUUGUGCAUACUGAUAAGCCACAUUUGGCAGAUAUUGCAUUGUGUAUUAUGAGGUUCUACACUGUACUGAGAUUUAUUUUGUGCAAGGUAUACUUGGUUUUGUCAUGACUUGAAGGUUGUACCGGCUCCAGUGCACACAUUGAAGCCAUAAUUGCUACUAUGUAGCAAAGCUUUGGCAACGUUCUUGCUGUAUUUCUUUCUAGUGUCUCAGGUUUGUAGGUUGAGAUUAUUUUGAAAUAACUCUGUACAUUUUUGGGACAUGCCAAUAUGUUGGAACAUAUCUAGAUACAAUCAACUGUUUUAUAUCUACAUGUAAAGUAAAUAUUCUCAGUAUUUAUAAUUAAUGGCAGUAAAAAACAAAUGAGAAGACGAAUUGUGAGUUUUGCUGAUCUACAUUUUUCUACACAAGACCUUGUACCAUCCUUCCUGUAAACAGAGAGAGCUGUAGUUGUUAUGACAGAUUUGGUAAUUCCUUGCCGUGUCAGUGGUUUGGUUAAACAGAUGUGCUCUCUCUAGAGAGUUUGUUCCUUCAGAUGCAUGGCUUGCACUUGUUUUGUUCACCAAAAUAUUCCAUGAAGAUCACAGUGAAUUUUAUAGCAGUGGCUCUAAACUGGUGGAUCACAAGUCAAAAAUAGGUUACGGGUCUGUUCAGGACAUAAGAGGAAACACGGCUGAGUACAUCUGAACACAACAGGAAUUUAAGUUAUUAUUCAUUGAAAAUCUCACCUUCUGCUUUAGGUCUCAAAUCUAAUUUGCAGUUUUACAUAUUCAGAACUGGCACAUCAUGGCCAGUCACGAUAAAACAACCAAUGGUUUUGGCAUCACUGAUAUCAAACCUGGCAUGAUGAGUUUUGAUGCAUCACAUUUGAAUAUGAAUGCAAACCCUUCUGGUGUUUAUUAUAGUGUUUUUGGAGCACCUGAUCACUCUAUGCUUUGUAUGGAAAGGAGCAGCUUAGACAUUUUCCAAGGAUAAAAGAAAGUUAAAUGAUUUAAAGUCAUGUCAGAUACCAUACAGAAAUUUCAUUUUUAGAUGAAUGAUCCCUUUUAAAGACUCCAUUGAUACUGUUGUUCCAUGCAUGGUUGUAAACAGCUUUGCUGUUCACGUGUCAAAGAUUUUAUUCUCAAAAGAUGUCCGGAUCCUCCCUGUAGCGGGAGUUGUGUGCAUCGAUAGAUGUUUUCUUUAAACUCUUUCCCGCGCUCUCUCUCUGGUGUGUAUCAAGGGAAGAGACGAGUGCCACUUUCUGUUCUCAGCUUGCCAGUCCUCAUUAGCAUCUACAGUCCUGCUGGGCCAGAAGGAUGUUUGCCAUUAAAUAUACAUGCACAUCCACUUCUACCACCCUCACAAUGCCACAAAAGUCUGGGAAAUAUUUGCAUUUGCAACAACCUUAUACGUGUAGUUAAAAUACAACUCAAAAGGUUUACAACUUAACAGUGCAUAGCAAAUCAUAGACAAAACCACACACACUGCUUCAAGAACGUCAGCUGAUACAUAUUCGUGCAUCCAAAGGCGGCCUGCCAAAAAAGUUCUCUAAAAAAAUGUGAUCUUUACUUUCAUUGUAAACGUAGGGCGGCAAAGCACAAGGUCAACACGUCUCUCUUAUCUAAUGGUUUAAUAGGAGUCACUCAGAUCAAUAUUCCAUUCAGACGUUCAGCUGGCAGUGUCCUGGCUCGAUGUGUCCUUCUCCCAUCCAAACAUGAUCAAAGCCAAACCCUUUUUGGGUUUCAGAAAAGCAAUGACGUUAUAUCAACCUACUCUUGCAAAACCACUGUUGAGGAACUGAUACUUAUUUUAGCACUGCAGAACUAAUUCUGAAAUUCUGUUAUGUCAUUAUUUAAAGAAUUGAACUCUGUUGAGUGAAACAUUGCUCUCAAAGCUCAAGUUAAAGUGAUUUAAGCUUUGACCCUGCUUGUUGAUGACCUUUUUGAGGCAAAAACUAGUUUCUAUUU
Molecule: messenger RNA, 3980 nt
Organism: Cyprinus carpio (common carp)
Lineage: Eukaryota; Metazoa; Chordata; Actinopteri; Cypriniformes; Cyprinidae
Product: polypeptide N-acetylgalactosaminyltransferase 18-like
Cellular component (GO): Golgi apparatus
Source: RefSeq, a predicted model, not a curated record